This is a messenger RNA of Pogoniulus pusillus (Red-fronted tinkerbird), 2066 nucleotides long. RefSeq names its product hippocalcin like 1 (gene HPCAL1). NCBI's taxonomy places the organism in Eukaryota, Metazoa, Chordata, Aves, Piciformes, Lybiidae. Gene Ontology annotation, molecular function: calcium ion binding. The record is from RefSeq and is a predicted model, not a curated record. The transcript has 5 exons. The coding region runs from base 317 to 898 and encodes 193 amino acids.
CCCGCCCGCGCCUCGCCGGGGAAGUGGAGCCGCGGCCCCCGCUGCCCGCGGUCCCCGGUGGCAGCUCCUUCCUCCCCUCCUCCCUCCGAGCGCCUCCCGCCCAUUUCCUCUCCUCCGCCCCGCUCGCCGCCGCUCUGCAGGCGUGCGGCUCGCCCCGCCGCCACCGCGGGCUCCGAGCUGCCGGGAAGCCCCCGCGCAGCCGCCGCCGUUCCCAGGCCGCCACCGGACUCCGCUUCGCCAGCCGGGCAGUCGAGCCCCUGGACUUUGCCUGAAGAGGUUGCAAGAUAGGUGCCGCUGAGCCCCUGCCCGCCAGAGGAUGGGGAAGCAGAACAGCAAACUGCGCCCCGAGGUGCUGCAGGACCUGCGCGAGAACACCGAGUUCACAGACCACGAGCUGCAGGAGUGGUACAAGGGCUUCCUGAAGGACUGCCCCACGGGACACCUCACCGUGGAGGAGUUCAAGAAGAUCUACGCCAACUUCUUCCCCUACGGCGACGCCUCCAAGUUCGCCGAGCACGUCUUCCGCACCUUCGACACCAAUGGCGACGGCACCAUCGACUUCCGGGAGUUCAUCAUCGCCCUCAGCGUCACCUCGCGCGGCAAGCUGGAGCAGAAGCUCAAGUGGGCCUUCAGCAUGUACGACCUGGACGGCAACGGCUACAUCAGCCGCGGCGAGAUGCUGGAGAUCGUGCAGGCAAUCUACAAAAUGGUUUCCUCAGUAAUGAAAAUGCCAGAAGACGAAUCCACUCCUGAGAAGCGAACAGACAAGAUCUUCAGACAGAUGGACACGAACAAUGAUGGUAAGCUGUCACUGGAAGAGUUCAUCAAAGGUGCCAAGAGCGACCCAUCCAUCGUGCGGUUGCUACAGUGCGACCCCAGCAGCGCCAGCCAGUUCUGACUGCAGCGGACAUUGCGCCGAGCUCCCCGGCUGGCCUGCCCCCGGUUGGCCUGCCCCUGGCUGGCCUCCCCCCGGCUGGCCUGCCCCAGGCUUUGCUCGCAAAUGGAUGCCUUCUCCCCCACCUCCCCACUGCCAGCCCCUCUACGUGUGUCCCCGCUGGACCCAGUGCAGCUCCCCAUCAAGAGCUCCCCUCGGCUCCAGGCAGCGCCGCGGCUGCUGGCGUGCCCAGUGCUCGUCAGGUGUUUACAUGCAGCCACAGAGGAGUGCGAGGCGCUGGUGGGACACCACUGCAGCUAGGCCCUCAGACAAGGCAUGUCCCAGUAGCUCUGCAGAAGGUUUGUAGAAUGGUUUGGGUUGGAAGGGGACCUUGGAGAUCGUCUGGAUGAUAGGUAGGACCUUGACCAACGUAGAUAAUUUAUUUUGCUUGAGGAAUUCCUGUGUUUAAAAAACAAAAAAACAACAAAACAAAAGUGGACUGAAUGAAGUAGGGAGGUCAAAAAAAAAAAAAGGCAAAAAAACAACAAAAAAACCUUCAAAACAAAAAAAAAAAGCAGCUUUCUGGGCAUGGUUCCAGAUUUCUUUUUGAGGAAAAUUGCUUGCACUUAUCUAAUGGUCUUUUACUUUCUUUUAAUAUAUAUAUAUAUAUAUAUAUAAAAAAAUUAUAUAUAUAUGGUGAAGUUAAAAUUUUAACUAUUUAGGUCAUCUAUUUAAGGCACACAGUAGAAUUUUGAGCUUUGUUUCUUCUAGUUGUCUGUGAUUUGACCCAAAUCUGGGAGAUUGGGUUCCCGUGGUAUUUUUAUGCAUUAGCAAGUGGCUGUUGCAGCAGUGCAUGAUUAGCAGUCUGUGGCUGUUCCACUCCGUUUCACUCCUGAAUGCAAACGUUUGUUCCUCUGCUGCCAGUGCUCCAGCACCGCUGCGUUAACCAAGGCCUGGCAGGAGCACCCCCCCCUCCUCCUCGUGUCGUGUUUCUCAGUGGAGUCCAACUUUUCUGGUGGUUCAGUGGCUUCUGAGUGCCCCGAGGUGACGUGGCUGGCACUGCUGUUCUCCACCUGGCUGCACCUCCUCCCCUGCCGUCGGUCUGUUGAUAGUCUCGUGCGUUCCAGUGUUAUUUAAUAUCUGCCUAAUGCCAAGAGAUAUUAAUUGAAAUAAAAGACUACUUUUCUUGUCA